Molecule: messenger RNA, 1290 nt
Organism: Ramularia collo-cygni
Lineage: Eukaryota; Fungi; Ascomycota; Dothideomycetes; Mycosphaerellales; Mycosphaerellaceae
Exons: 1
Coding region: 1-1290 (429 amino acids)
Source: RefSeq, a predicted model, not a curated record
AUGUCAUCACCCGACUCGGACCCAUCCAUGUCGCCUUCCCCACGGCCGGCAGUAGACCGUCCCCAGGCUGCACCGGCGGCGCCAUGCAAUCCCUGCGACAAAGUCACCCGCGACACCGAUGAUAGCCCUAUGGCGGAGGAGACCAUCGCAAACGCCGCUUCCACAAACAAGCCGCGAUUCUGUGGCCAUUGCAGAUCGUCGUCACACUACACCGUCACCUGCCCUCGGACCACCUGCGCGGACAGGGAGCUCCGUCUCCACAGCCUCGAACCCUUCGCGCGGGCCGUUCUCAAGAAUGGGGUGCCCAAGAAUGCGCCUUGCUGCUCGAAACACGCUCAGUUUGAUCAUAGCCAGCUGACACGCGAUCUGGGCUGGAUUCUGCAACAUCGUGCACUGAUGCCGAUGUGUGUCCGAUGCGCCAGCAAAGAGCAGAGUGAGCUCGAUUUGAAAUUUGAGGUUGAUUUUCGUGGAUCACUCGAUAGCUGUCACUGCGCCGCAUUCGUCUUCGACAACGACGUAUGCCAGUGGUGCGCCGUCGAGGAGCUGAUAAAACGCUGUCGAGACUACAUGUCCGUCAAUACGAUCAAGCUUGGCCCGGAUCCUGGCAAAUCUGUGUCGUACCUCCGUUGCGAAUGCCGGAAAGCUCCCAUGGGAACAUCGUAUGGUGCGUCGUCAUCGCCGCUACUUGUCCGCGAGGUUCUGCGAUUAUGCGCGGGCUGUACAGGAGUCGUGAAUGUUCCAUUGCAUCAUCUGAACGGAGAAUCUCACCUGUCGUGUAUUCCUGGCACACCGAGCAGAGCACUACUUGAUGAACAUGGAAUUGUGGCGAAGAGCGUGGAAGCGCCUCUUGUGGGAAUGAACGACACCGAAACGUGUAUAGGCCAUCCGGUACGAAUAGUGGCUCAACGUAUUGUUGCUGUUAAGCACAAGGACAAGCGGAGGGAGUCUGCGGGGAGGCUGCCAGGAUCGGGGGACACGGGACUGCGAUCUCAGGCAUCGGGGGGAACAACAACACAAUCAGAUGCCUCGAGAGGGGUGGUAACACGACCGCACGCCUCGGGGGGAUCAUCAACACGAUCGCAUGCCUCGGGAGGAGUGGCAAUGCCGUUGCAGGCCUCGGGAGGAAGCGCAAAAAGAUCGUCGGUACUCGACGGGACGCCAAGCACCCAGCAGCAACAGGCACCAGUGGCGUUGAUGGUUCCGUCGACUCCCACCCAUUUCUCGAGCGAUGGCAGGGAGAAGAACAACGCAACAGGGCAGCUGAACCAGGGCUUCAGGUUUCCUAAGUAG